GAGCGACCUCUAGUUGCCGGUGCAGUACUCUGGACGUCCUGUAGAUGUAUGCCUCGUGCGGCUCCAGUGCUCGUCGAUUGGAUCUCAGCUGGCGUAGUCCGUCUUUCUUCAGCAGCGCCUGCUAAUAUCUCUCCACAGGAAUGGACGCGGGAUUCUUCCGCGGCACGAGUGCGGAACAAGACAACCGAUUCAGCAACAAGCAUAAGAAACUACUAAAGCAACUCAAAUUUGCAGAAUGUCUGGACAAGAAGGUGGACAUGACCAAAGUAAACCUGGAGGUCAUCAAACCCUGGAUUACUCAGCGAGUCACCGAGAUCCUGGGAUUCGAAGAUGAUGUUGUCAUAGAAUUCAUAUUUAACCAGCUGGAUGAGAAGAACCCUGAUAGCAAGAUGAUGCAGAUCAACCUGACCGGCUUCCUGAAUGGAAAGAACGCCAGGGAGUUCAUGCGAGACCUAUGGCCCUUGUUGCUCAGUGCCCAGGAGAACAUCGCUGGAAUCCCCUCUGCCUUCCUGGAGCAGAAAAAGGAGGAGAUCAAGCAGAGACAGAUUGAGCAGGAGAAGCUUGCGUCUCUCAAGAAACUGGAUGACGACAAGAAGGAAAAAGAAAACAAGGAGCGAGAACGAGCUCAGUCCAAGAGCCCCAGGAGGAGGAAGUCGCGGUCACCUUCACCACGACGAAGGUCCCCCGUGAAGCGGGACAGGAAGCCCAGCCCCCCACGCUCUCCACGUCACAAGCCCGGCCCAGUGACCGGGGGUACACCCCCACCUGCUUUGAUGCCGCUGCUCCCGAAGCCAGAGGAGCUCCAACCCGAACCCGAGGUGCCAGCAAGCGCCGUUCCAGAGCCUGUCGUCCCCCAGCUGGCCUCUAUCAGUGAGGAGGUGGUGGAAGUGGAGGUGGCGAAAGUGGAUCCUGUCCCUGAGCUGAAGCAGCCUUCUCCAGAGAAGGUUGCCAAGAAGGAGGAGCGGCCAAAGUCCCGGGAGAGGGACAAGGACGGCCGGAGGGACCGGCCCCGCCACCGCUCCCGCUCCCGCUCCCGUCGCCGCCGCUCCUUCUCCAGAUCCUACUCGCCCCGCAGAAGGCCCAGUCCCAGGAGGAGAAUGUCCCCGCGCCGUAGGAGCCCUCCCCGACGUGGCCCACAAAGCUCCCGACACAGACACAGGCGCUCACCUGUCCGACGGAGGCGCUCUCGCUCCGCCUCGACCUCGGGAAGCAGUUCUUCCAAGUCCCACUCGCCCAAGAAGGCUGUGAAGAGAACGUCUGCCACGCCGCCCCAUAAACAGCCACGCCUCCUGGACCCCGCCGGUAGCCCCCCAGGAAAGGACCGCCGCUCCGCGUCCCCGCGGGCCAGGAAGGGCCGCGGCUCCCCCUCUCCCUCCAGAGCUGCCGGGGUAAAACGAAAACCAGUUGUAGGCAGAGCCGAGUCACCAGCAGACAAUCCCAAACCAAGACGAUCUGAAGACUCGGAGUCCGACGAAGAUAAAAAUGAAAAAGACGCAACCGCAGAUUCAGUGCAACAAAGGCGUCAAUACCGCAGGCAGAAUCGUGAGUCUUCCUCAGGUUCCGGGUCCUCUUCCUCAUCAGAGGAAGAGGCCGCCAAGAAACCCCCGGCGCCCGGUCCAGCGCCCCGCAACGGCGAUGUCCGCAGGAGGCGCAGCCACUCGGCCUCCCCGCGGAGACGCCACCGGGACGCGUCACCAAGGAGAAGACGGUCUCCUUCUCCACGAGGACGCGGGCGGCGCUCCCCAUCCCCACGCCGGCGCAGAUCCCCCUCUCCCCCCAGACGGAGGUCCCCGUCCCCGCCGCCCCGGAGGCGGUCCCCUUCCCCCCCCCCUCGCAGGCGCUCCCCCUCCCCGCGCCGCUACUCCCCGCCCAUCCAGCGCCGGUACAGCCCUUCCCCGGUGCCAGUGCAGAAGAGGAGGAUGUCCGGCUCCCCCACCAAAGGCUCCCCCCCCGCCUCCAAGCGCCGCGUCUCCAGGUCUCCCAAGCGCAGGAGCCCUCCGCCUGGCCAGAAGAGGCGCACGCCCCCGUCUUCCACGUCUCCCAUGCAAAGGCACCGGCGGAGCCCCAUGUUGCCUUCCAACCGGCCGGGCAGGGACGCGCGGUCCCCGGCCGCCGCGGCCAAGCGCCUCUCCCCGUCCCCGGCACAGCGAGGCCGCGGCGGGGCCAGGGGCUCCGCAAGCCCCCCCAGGCGCUUCGAUGCCACCAGCACCUCUCCAUCCAAUCAGAGGAGGCAGCCGUCUCCCUCCCAUGGCAACAGAGCCAUCCGCAGGGUGUCCAGGACCCCAGAGCCACGCAAGAACCAGAGGUCCUCGGCGAGCCCCCAGCCGAUAAAGAGAAUGUCCUCCAGGUCGAGGUCCGUCUCCCCGGCUCCGCCGGCGGCCCUGAAGCGUCCGGCGCCGGGCUCUGCCUCUCCUUCUCCCUCUCGCUCUGCCAGCGGCUCUCCUCCUCCAGCCAAGAAGGCCAGCAGCGGUUCUGCCAGCCCAUCCCCCAGCAAGAAUUCGGACGCAGAGGGCGGGAAGAAGAAGAAAAAGAAGAAGGAGAAGAAACACAAGAAAGAGAAGAAGCAUAAGAAACGCAAGAAGCACAGGAAGGAGAAGAGCGGCGGCCCGGCGACGGGAAACGGCCAGGAGAGCCUUGGGGCGAACGAGGACCAAGAUUCAAAAAAGGAAUCAGACAGCGAAGUAGAGGACAGCCUGGAUGAUCUAGAGAAGCACCUGCGUGAGAAGGCACUGCGCUCCAUGAGGAAAGCACAGAUUUCCCCAUCGCAGAUGUCCUGAGAGCCAGGGCGUGUCUGUUAAUUCUGCUGUCUCUUUCCCCCUUAUCCUCCCCCCUCUCUCUUUUUGAAGUUUGUCCCUGACCUGGUUCAGCUUUAGAAUGUACAAAUUAUUUGUUCUUUAGUCAUAUUUUUUUUAUUAUUAUUACGGGUUUGGUUUGUCUGCAAGGUUGGGGUUAUUAAUUAGGUUGAUUUGAACCAGGAUAUCUCAUUUCAGUUUAACCCAUUGUGUAUUAUGAAGGUAUAUUAUCUAAACCGUGACAUACCUGUUCCUACUUAUGGGUUUUCAAGGACUGAAACGGUCUAAAGAACAUGGCCUGCAUUAGGGAACAUGUCAAAUGUACCACAAACAUACACACACAAUAGCCGACUACAUGUGAAUUUGACUGCAUGUAGGACUUCCAUAACUCUGAUGUGCAUGACCAACGACCUAGGAGUGUAGAGGGGAACUGGCAUUCUGUUACAAGGACCUAUACAUAGACCUAGGACAGUCUCACACCACUCUUCUGCGUGCACUGUAUACAACAUUGUAGCAGAAUGUCUUGCCUCAUAUUUGAUGUUCUACAGGUGUUUGGCAUCUUAAAACUAUGCUGUUAAUGUAUGGCUCUGAAACAGUCUGAGGUUACUUUCAUUUUCAAAAUAAAUUGGUAUAACGUUAUGUUGAUCUUGCGCCCGUGUACCAUUUCCUACCUGGCUUUUGACAUCCUUUGAAAUUAAAAACCUUUUUUAUAAUA
Gadus macrocephalus (Pacific cod) is the source of this 3507-nucleotide messenger RNA. RefSeq names its product serine/arginine repetitive matrix 1 (gene srrm1). The coding region runs from base 141 to 2777 and encodes 878 amino acids. The transcript is spliced from 17 exons. Gene Ontology annotation, biological process: regulation of mRNA splicing, via spliceosome; mRNA processing. The record is from RefSeq and is a predicted model, not a curated record. Gene Ontology annotation, molecular function: RNA binding. NCBI's taxonomy places the organism in Eukaryota, Metazoa, Chordata, Actinopteri, Gadiformes, Gadidae. Gene Ontology annotation, cellular component: spliceosomal complex.